Molecule: messenger RNA, 4942 nt
Organism: Herpailurus yagouaroundi (jaguarundi)
Lineage: Eukaryota; Metazoa; Chordata; Mammalia; Carnivora; Felidae
Gene: SLCO2B1
Product: solute carrier organic anion transporter family member 2B1
Exons: 15
Coding region: 1166-3265 (699 amino acids)
Biological process (GO): sodium-independent organic anion transport; transmembrane transport; bile acid and bile salt transport
Cellular component (GO): basolateral plasma membrane; apical plasma membrane
Molecular function (GO): protein binding; bile acid transmembrane transporter activity
Source: RefSeq, a predicted model, not a curated record
AUCAGAGGAAUUCAGAGAGACAGAGACAGAAGGAACAAGUGGCUGCAUGAGGCAGGCACUUGGAGAGUGGGGUCAAGUUUUGCAGGAAUUCCUAACCCAUCUUGGAAGAGGUGGCUGCGGUCCAGUGUGGCCCAGGCGGCAUCAGCCUGGUGCCUGGAGUCUCCACAUUAGUGCCUCCCUUUUAGAAGUGGCUCGCGACUGCUGUCUCCAGGGGCCUCCCGAUAAGGUCUCACUCCCUCUCUCCUGCUCAGCUCCACUCUUGAAAUUGAAAUACGGGCUGGAAUUCACUGCACCCCAAAAAUCAUGGGACCCAGGAUAGAAUACCCAGUCCCAGCCCAGGUUCAACUCCACAGCUGCCCGCUCUUCUGUCAGGGAUGACCCCUGACAAAGUUUUCACCGGAUGGGAAGGUCCUCAGAGAUGUCACAUGAGGAGGACCUACUUUCCUGGUCUCAGGAUCCUCCUGUCGAGCGGAGCUUUGUCCUUAUUCACAGAGUUGGACUGUUUCCUGCCAGCUCACUCAGAGGCCUCAACCCACAGGAAGAGCUUGGAGAGGUCUGGCUACCUGCCUGACCAGCCCCGUUCAGUGUUCAGUGAUCAACUGACCACCCUGCGCACUAACUGGUGGCUGCUUUCAGAUCCCAGGGGCCACAGCUUCCCUCUACUAGACUACAGGAAGGUGGAACAUUCUAAGCUGGUCCACUGAUCUUCUGUCCCCCUCCCUCAUCCAUAUCCUGGACUUCUUUCAGAGCUGGGGCUCCUGGUCAGCGACUUCUGCCCGCCCCCCAACUCAGCUCCAGCCUCAUCAUCUGGCUGGCCUGACCCCUUGAUGUUAUUGGGUGGGCACUGGCCUGGUGGCCUGGUUAGGCUUGGUUGGGCUCAGACAGAGAAGAGCAUCUCCCCCUCAUCCAUACUGUGCAAGGAACAUGGAGUGAUGUUGAGGUUAACACCUGGGCUUGAGUCCCUGCACCAACAUUAAUCAGCAGAGCUAGCUACUUCUGAGCCUCUGUCCUCGUCAGAUACAGAGAUAACGAGAGCGCCAAAGGCACAGAGCUAUGGAGAGGUUUGCAUGCAUGUGAAGGCUGAGUUGCAUGUAAAGUGUGUAGCCCAGAAUCUCUGCUGUAGUAGGUGACCGUCUAUGCUGGUCCAGUGGGUGAGGAGCCCCGGAUGUCAGACAAGGACACCCAGGCCAUGAUGAGCACAGAAGACAUACCUCAAGGCAAGGCCAGCCCAAACUCUCAGGACUUGCAACGAAGUGUGUUCUAUAGCAUCAAGUUCUUCGUCCUGUGCCACAGCCUGCUGCAGCUGGCACAGCUCAUGAUCUCCGGCUACCUCAAGAGCUCCAUCUCCACAGUGGAGAAGCGCUUCGGCCUCUCCAGUCAGACCUCAGGGCUGCUGGCUGCCUUCAAUGAGGUGGGAAACACAGCCCUGAUUGUGUUUGUGAGCUACUUUGGCAGCCGAGUCCACCGGCCCCGACUGAUCGGCUAUGGGGCUGUCCUUGUGGCCCUGGCAGGCCUGCUCAUGAGUCUCCCACACUUCAUCUCGGAGCCAUACCGCUACGACCGUGCCAGCCCCGUGGACAUGCCACAGGAUUUUGAGGCUUCUCUGUGCCAGUCCAAAACCUUGGUCCCAGACCCAACCCCAGCUCCCUCCAACAGCAGCUGCUCAAGCUACACGGAGACCCAACAUCUGGCUGCGGUGGGGAUAAUGUUCACGGCACAGACCCUGCUCGGCGUGGGCGGUGUGCCCAUUCAGCCCUUCGGCAUCUCCUACAUCGAUGAUUUUGCCCACAACAGCAAUUCGCCCCUCUACCUUGGGAUCCUGUUUGCAGUAACCAUGAUGGGGCCAGGCAUGGCCUAUGGGCUGGGCGGUCUCAUGCUGCGCCUUUAUGUAGACAUCGACCGGAUGCCAGAAGGUGGUAUCAGCCUGACCUCAAAGGACCCCCGAUGGGUGGGUGCCUGGUGGCUGGGCUUCCUCAUCUCCGCUGGUUCGGUGGCCCUGGCUGCCAUCCCCUACUUCUUCUUCCCCAGGGAGAUGCCCAAGGAGAAGCAUGAACUUCGCUUUUGGAGAAAGGUCUUGACGGUCUCAGACUCACCUGUUAGCAAAGGUGAAGAUUCUCCCUCUGAGCAGAGUCUGCGGGAACCUCCAGAGAAGCAGGAUGGCCUAGUCCAGAUUGCACCAGACCUGACUGUGAUCCAGUUUAUCAAAGUGUUCCCCAGGGUGCUGCUGCGGACCCUGCGCCACCCCAUCUUCCUGCUGGUGGUCCUGUCUCAGGUGUGCAUGUCAUCCAUGGUGGCAGGCAUGGCCACCUUCUUGCCCAAGUUCCUGGAGCGCCAGUUUUCCGUCACAGCGUCCUACGCCAACCUGCUCAUAGGCGGCCUCACCAUCCCAUCGGCCAUUAUAGGCAUCGUGGUGGGGGGCAUGCUGGUCAAGCGCCUCCACCUGGGCCCCAUGCGCUGUGGAGCCCUCUGCCUGCUGGGGGCGCUGUUCUGCCUACUUCUCAGCCUGCCCCUCUUUUUCAUGGGCUGCCCUACCCACCGGAUUGCAGGCAUCACCCACGAGCCUGGCAACUUGCCUGGACUAGAACAGUUUCCAGCCUGCAGAGGGAAUUGCUCCUGUCCAUUGGACGACUUUAACCCUAUCUGCGACCCCAGCACCCAUGUGGAGUACCUCACACCCUGCCAGGCAGGCUGCACAAGCCGGGUGGUCCAGGAGGCUCUGGACAAAAGCCAGGUUUUCUACGCCAACUGCAGCUGCGUGGUAGGGGGAGGCCCUGUGCCCGCGGGCUCCUGCGACUCCGCCUGCAGCCACCUGGUGCUGCCCUUCAUGUUCCUGGUCAGCCUGGGUGCGGCACUGGCCAGUCUCACCCACACACCCUCCUUCAUGCUCAUCCUAAGGGGAGUGAAGAAAGAAGACAAGACACUGGCUGUGGGGAUCCAGUUCAUGCUCCUGAGAGUUUUGGCCUGGAUGCCCAGCCCAGUGAUCCACGGCAGCGCCAUCGACACCACCUGUGUGUACUGGGCCCAGAGCUGUGGGCGGCGGGCCGUUUGUCGCUACUAUGACCAUGACCUGCUCCGAAACCGGUUUGUCGGCCUCCAGUUCUUCUUCAAGACAGGCUCCCUGGCCUGCUUUGCCUUGAUUUUGGCCAUCCUAAGGCAGCAGGACAAAGAGGAGAGGACCCAGGUCACCGUAUCCAUCCCUGGCCUACAGCAACAGCAGCCAUUAGUGUCAGGGCCAGAAAAGAAGCCUGAGGAAUUCAGAGCGUGAGCUGGUCCCAGAGUGGCUGCCACUGGGAAUACCUCCUCUGGGCUCUUUGCCCAAUAUUGGGUGUCAGGAACCCCAUUUUCUAAUUCAGACUCCUCUGCUAACUUGCUAUGUGACUUUGGGCAAGUUUGACCCUCUCUGGGCUUUUGUGACUCAUCUGAACCAAAGAGUUGUCUAGGGUUUUGGUGUGUUGGCCACUUCUAAUGCAAGAUGGUCUUCCCCCUUCCUCCCCCAGCCAGACAGGCUGACCUGACCAGGCUUUCCUGGUGGAAGGACUGCAUAUCUUUCUCCCAGGUCCUAAGAUAGAGAAGUAGACAACAGUAGGCCAGGCUGCCCUGCACACCUGGUCCUAGCCUAGCUUUGCCACUCACCAGGAGCACCCUCUCUGGGCCUCAGCCACCACCUCUGUCAGGUGGAAAUGGACUUGCCAGCUUUCAGGCCUCUUCCAGCUAUGACCAUCUGUGUGGUCAGUAUGGACUCAAGUCUCAUCUCCAGCCCCACUCAGCCUGGAGGUGGGGCCAGGACAGCCUCCGGCAAGAAGUGUCCAUUUGGCGCCCCCUGGAGGCAGAGCCCUGAACUCUGAGCGGGACCUACUAGGGAGGGAGCAGGCUCACAAGACAUCCAGGCUGGUCGGGGCCUCCAGCAAACCUGGUGUGAGGGCCCCUGGGGAGUUAGCUGAGGCGGAGUCUCGCUCUCUGGACUCAGGAAGUCCCAGUCCUUGCCCUCAGGGAACCACAGUCUGGGUGUGGCCUAGUCUCUGCCUUCAGGGCUCCAGUGGGGAGGGAGACCCAGGUCCCACACUUGGGCAUUUUCUGACUUCAAAGACCAAACACACUCUGCACACAUUCACUGGUACUUAUGCAUUGCCAAGAUUUCACUCUGACCAGGGCCCACCAAAGUCACUGUUACUUUUGUGACUAGAUCCUAAUUUCAACAUUUCCUUCCUGGUGCCUAACUCUUUGUGGCCUGGGGCUGUAUAGAUGCCUGGUUCUGUGAUAACCAUGCUUUGGGGGGUAACAUCUGGUUCUCUGUGAUGCCUGAGUUGGUGUAAGCACCUGUUCUUUGUAAGGCCCAGGCCUAGAAUGCUGGGACUUGUUAAUGUCAGGCUCUAUGUAAUGAGCGGGUCUGUGGGAUGCUUGUGUCUGAACCAACUGGUCCUUAUCUUCAGUGGCCUUGUCUUGUUUUAUGGCUAGUCUUAUCUGGCCUGGUUAUCUCCCUGAGAGGGGGAGAGAGUUUCCCCCAUCUACUCCAGCCCAUUCUGUUGCCACCACAUACCUGACCUGGCUGGGACCUGCUGCUUGGGAGGCAAGAGGCAGAUCUGUCAGCAGCAGCUUCCCAAGCCCUGUGCUGGAGGCAGGGGAGAAGCUGGGAGGCAGGUGGCGGGCAGGAGGGCAAUGCAGCUCUGACCCUCUGAGCAUCUCCCUGUGGCAGGGCUUUGAGGCUCUCCCAUGUGAAAGAGGAAGGGGAAGGUACAGAAGUUCUCACUCCCAUUUUGAUUCUAUUGGCUGGUAUCUUUAAAUGUUUAACAUCUAUCUGAGCCUGUUAUCAAUGCCAAGAAUUUCAAAUUCUCCUCCAACAAGAGGAGGCUGUUUACGUUUUAUAUUCCUUUUCCCAGGUUUUGCAGAAAUAAUUUGGAGUUAUAGAUACAGCUUAUUAUUAAAUUUGUUCUUGCAUAAUGUC